This is a messenger RNA of Nomia melanderi (Alkali bee), 4698 nucleotides long. RefSeq names its product adaptor protein complex 1, gamma subunit (gene AP-1gamma). Gene Ontology annotation, cellular component: AP-1 adaptor complex; membrane coat; Golgi apparatus. The record is from RefSeq and is a predicted model, not a curated record. NCBI's taxonomy places the organism in Eukaryota, Metazoa, Arthropoda, Insecta, Hymenoptera, Halictidae. Gene Ontology annotation, biological process: vesicle-mediated transport; intracellular protein transport.
AGAAAUGUUACGAGCAAUUCAUUAUCUUAUUAUAACGGAUAAAAAAAUAAAUCAUAAAAAUUAAUUUUUCUAAAAUAAUAUGAAUUUCGCGCUUUAAAAACGAGUAUCAUUGUUAUUCACUACGUUGAACAAAAGUAUAAAUAAGUAACCGGCAACUACAAUUACAAAUAAGCGAAAUAAAUUGAAUUCUAUGAGCGAACAAUAAUCGGUGAAUCUACUCGUCGAUGUUCCUAAUCAUAAGACACACAUGAUAUAGAAAUCAGUCACGACAACAUACACCGAAAUGUCACAGUAUUAUCAGGAACAACGUCAAUGACAAUAGGUAGCCAUCUUGACUUUUGGUGCGCGAAUACCGCGGACUAUUGAGGAGAGUGUCUGUCGCGUUAUAGACUAAACAAUCGUGAACCGUUUAACUAUGUCUGCGGUUUUUUUCUGGAAUUGAUUAGCCCUUGUUGCAAAUUGAAGUUUUCCACGGCCGAUAUACCCAGGUGCAGGACAGACUAUGCAAAAGUGAGUGAGGGCGCACGACUCGCGCCCUGGGAGGCGAGGCAUUUCUCGCCGUAUUUGUCAUACGACUUGCGUGUAAAAGGUGGGCGACACGACGACGGUAUACACGACGCGCCUUCGUGCCGUCUUACACAUACGUCGUAAACGUCGCUCGAUUUCCGGAUUCGAGUUUCCUGAAAACGACGUCCUUGACUUGGUACUGUUUGACAGCUAGAAAACUAACCCUUGGUUCGAUGCCCUUCAGUGCGAACGAAUCUUUUAUAUAACCGGUUUACACAUUUUACAAUAUGCUGCCGACUUGUGCGAGCGUGCGACCGCGACGCGUUUUUAUAACACGUGAAUUCGUGGUCGAAUGACAUUCAAAAACUAGGAAGCAAACGGUUCGUGUUCCAUAUUCAGCUUCACAUCAUUUGUAAUAUCGAAGCUCAUCGUAUACGUUUGAAAACUACGCUGUGAAACCAUGAAUGCUUCAGAACAUGGGUUUAACCCAGCCUUUAACAUGGCCUCCAUAAAACAAGCUUUUAACGAGGCAGUAGAAAGAGUCUCAACAGUUAGAAUGCCUGCACCGACACGACUAAGGGAUCUCAUCAGGCAAAUAAGAGCUGCACGUACCGCAGCAGAAGAGAGAACAGUCGUUAAUAAAGAAUGUGCGUAUAUUCGUUCUACAUUUAGAGAAGAAGACAGUGUAUGGAGAUGUCGCAAUAUUGCAAAACUCCUAUAUAUUCAUAUGCUUGGGUAUCCAGCUCAUUUUGGCCAAUUAGAAUGUUUAAAACUCAUUGCAUCUCCAAGGUUUACGGACAAACGAAUUGGUUACUUGGGUGCAAUGUUACUGUUAGAUGAACGACAGGAUGUUCAUCUUCUAAUUACAAAUUGCUUAAAAAAUGAUUUAAAUAGCGCAACACAGUUUGUUAAUGGUUUAGCAUUAUGUACCUUGGGUGCAAUUGCAUCACCAGAAAUGGCAAGAGAUUUGGCAUCUGAAGUUGAAAGGCUAAUGAAAUCACCAAAUGCAUACCUUCGAAAAAAAGCAGCUCUUUGUGCAUUUAGAAUCAUUAGACGUGUACCAGAAUUGAUGGAAAUGUUUUUACCUGCUACUCGCAGCUUAAUUACAGAAAAAAACCAUGGAGUAUUAAUUACGGGUGUUACACUUAUCACAGAAAUGUGUGAAAAUAGUGUCGAUACAUUAAAUCAUUUUAAAAAGGAAUGCGGCCAUCGAGAGAUUGUGCCAAAUCUUGUAAGAAUUUUGAAGAAUUUGAUCUUAGCUGGAUAUUCACCAGAGCAUGAUGUGUCAGGUGUAUCUGAUCCUUUCCUACAAGUAAAAAUAUUACGCCUUUUACGAAUUUUGGGACGCAAUGAUAUUGAUGCAUCAGAAGCAAUGAAUGAUAUACUUGCACAAGUCGCAACAAAUACGGAAACUAGUAAAAAUGUUGGUAAUACGAUAUUGUAUGAAACUGUAUUAUCUAUUAUGGACAUAAAAUCAGAGAGCGGACUUAGAGUGUUGGCGGUGAAUAUAUUGGGCCGAUUUUUAUUAAAUAAUGAUAAGAAUAUUCGAUACGUUGCUUUGAAUACAUUAUUAAAAACAGUUUAUGUAGACACAAGUGCAGUCCAAAGACAUCGUUCAACAAUUUUGGAGUGUUUGAAAGAUCCAGAUGUAUCAAUUAGAAGACGAGCAAUGGAGCUCAGUUUUGCACUCGUGAAUUCUAACAACAUUAGAAAUAUGAUGAAGGAAUUGUUGCUAUUCUUGGAACGUGCUGAUCCAGAAUUUAAAGCACAAUGCAGUAGUAAUAUAGUAAUGUCUGCCGAGAGAUUCGCGCCGAAUAAGCGUUGGCACCUUGAAACCUUAUUUAAAGUUCUUGUUGCUGCUGGUAAUUAUGUCAGAGAUGAUGUAGUAGCAUGUACUAUUCAAUUAAUUUCGGAAACUCAGUCGCAACAAAGUUAUGCUGUCAGUGCAUUAUGGAAAGCAUUAGAAAAAGAUACAUCCGAUAAACAACCUUUGGCUCAAGUAGCAACGUGGUGCAUUGGUGAAUAUGGUGAUUUAUUAUUAUAUGGGCCACCAUCGGAAGAUGCAGAUACUCCAGUCAAUUUAACAGAAGACGAAGUUAUCGAUGUCUACCAAAGGUUAUUAUGGAAUCCACAAAAUACAGUUGUUACAAAACAAUAUACAUUAUUGUCUCUGACGAAACUUAGUACACGAUUUCAAAAGGGAAACGAAAAAAUUCGUCAAAUAAUCGAUACUUUUGGAAGCAAUUUACAUAUCGAAUUGCAACAACGGGGCAUUGAAUUCUCACAAUUGUUCAGAAAAUAUGAUCAUUUACGACCUGCGUUACUUGAAAGAAUGCCUCCGAUGGAAACGGCAAGACCACAAGCUAAUGGCAUUAUUGGUAUGGUAAAUGGUGAACCAGAACCGGAAGAGGAAAAAUCAACAGUCUUGGAAACAAGUACACCACCAUCUGAUUCAAGUGCACUUUUAGAUUUGCUUGGAACUACUGACAUAGGAGUGACAUCUACAGUGUCAAAUAAAAAUCCACCUGUCAAUACAACUUCUGUAGUAAACAAUAAUGAUCUUUUGGAUUUACUUGGUAGUUUGGAUUUAAGUGCGCCUACAUCUACAUCUACAUCUAUACUGCCACAGGCCCAAACGCCAACGCAAGUAUUUAGUCCUACAAACACGAACAACUUUUUAGUGGAUGGUUUACUUAAUUCAUCAUCAACCCAAAACGAUACGCCCACUAUGGUUGUAUUGGAUAAAUCAGGACUUAAAAUAACUUUCAGAUUAGAAAGACCUCCAGAUAUUGCUGAUUUAUUAAUUAUAAACAUGUCAGCACAGAAUUCUGGAAAUGUUAUGCUAACUGAUUUUCUGUUUCAAGCAGCAGUUCCUAAGACAUUCCAACUACAAAUGUUGUCUCCAUCGAGCACAGUCAUUCCUCCAUCAGGGCAAGUAACACAAGUCUUGAAAGUUACGAAUAUCAACAAAGUACCUCUAAGAAUGAGAUUACGUAUCUCGUAUACUGGAUCAUCAGGACCAGUCUUGGAACAAACAGAAGUAAAUAAUUUUCCUCCAUUGGCAUCACAGUGACAACAUAUAUCAAGGAAAACAAUUGUACAUAUGCCUGUCUAAAUAAGUAACUGAGUCUGAAAUAGACUGAACUCAAUUUCAUUUCUCCAUUGGGUAAAAAGAAACAUAUUGAUAAGAGGACAUGUCUGACGAAAGAAAUGUCUGAUUAAUAAAAUCAAUAAUGGAUCAUACAUGGUACGAUUCUAAUAGCAUACAAAGUUAUAAUGAAUCUUAAUUUUAUAUCGUACAUAAAAAUUGUUUCAUCUGCUCUCACAGACCAUAUUUUAAAUUUGCAGAAAAUGUAUACUUUUCAUCAUAUCUCGUAUAUGCAAUUUUUGUAAAUACGUUUCAAUGGGAAGAGUAUUUUAGUAUUUUUAUUGUAUGCUUUAUAUAAAACAACGAAAUAUUUUUCGAAUUUAAAAAAAAUUGCACAAUAUGAAAUUGUUUUCCAUAUGUUUAAAAUAUGAAAAGAACAUGUUGAUAAAUUGGUUAUUUACAUUGUUUAUUAUAUAAAUACAUUUGUAAUUAAUUUAUAUAACGUUUAUUGGGCAGAUGGUAUGAUAUUCAUUUUGAAGUCUUUCAGAAGUAGUAAAUUUAUUGAAGGAAUGGUGAUGAUUAAAUUUCAAAUCACAGAAAGGAAUGUAAAAUUUCUCUGUACUAUGCUGCAUGUAUGAGAGACGUGUAAAUAUUUUCUCUAAUCGAAUAUAGAAAGAUAGAACAAAAUAUUACAUGCAACAUUGUUAUUUGAUCUGUUGAAUUUAUAAUCUUACAGCUUCUGAUUUAGCUUAUAAUUUUGUACAUGCAACAGUUCUUUAACAAACUGAAUGCAAGACAGAUACACAACAAAAUAUAGUAAAAUCACUCAAAAAAUGAUGGUGGAAGUUGUUUAUUCGUAAAAAUGUUGCUGCCCAAUUAUCAACAAGCACUCAAAUUUUGCUGUAAUAAUUGAUCUUUUCUACCUAUAUUUGUAAGUAAUAAAUGAACGCGAAUGCCUUGUAAAUACAUAAAUAAUUGCAGUAACAUAGGAGUGAUUAAAUUCUUAUUAUAAAGAGUUGUAAAAUGGGAUUCUUUACUAUAUGUGUUUAUGAUGUAAUUGACAUUUUAAUUAUUAAUAGAAAAACUUCUGCUUCUUUCACACA